This is a messenger RNA of Labrus mixtus (cuckoo wrasse), 2562 nucleotides long. Its product is annotated as neuronal calcium sensor 1. Bases 767 to 1339 code for a protein of 190 amino acids. Gene Ontology annotation, molecular function: calcium ion binding; calcium sensitive guanylate cyclase activator activity. The record is from RefSeq and is a predicted model, not a curated record. The transcript has 9 exons. Lineage: Eukaryota; Metazoa; Chordata; Actinopteri; Labriformes; Labridae.
GUCUGCUCUGACAGAGAUGAGGAAAUCACCAUGCCAUGCUGUUGUGAGGCCAGGAAGUAGUGGGAAUUAUGAGUCAGAAUGGAGAAGAAAAGAAAAUUGUCAAUCUUCAAAUCCCUCUAUAUGUUCAUUAGAAGGCUCACAAGCUUAUUUUAAGGGCAAGACUAGCUCUCGCUUCAACUGGCAUCUUGAACCAUAUGAAAAGACCUUAUAUCUUUUUUUCGAUAAAUUAAUACUCGUACCUUUUAUAUUAUAUUUCGCAAACGUAUAAAUUCCAGGGAUUAGACUUAAUACUGAGUGAGAGCAAAGUGCAGCAGGACGCAUCCAAGGCGAGGUCUGUUCAUUGUAUUUUAGUUUACACACCUCCUUAUCUUAGCUGUCAGGAGGGAGGAUUCUUUUCUACUGUAACUUACCCAGAGCAAUAGAGAUAGUGGUAGGAAAGGAGGGGUCGGAGGAGUGAGAACAGAGAAUGACUGUGAGGGAGUGAGCGUGCUUAACCCAGCCACUGAGUGACUCUUGUAUCCAAGGACGAAGGUAGCAACGCAUCCAAACGCCACUCUUCGCCCACAGACUGCUGUGAAGAAACCGGGCCAUCACAUAGGCACUCAACAGAGAUUGUAUAGACUCAACAACCUAUCGACGCUUCUUCACAGGGCCCCUGGGGUUUGAACAGCCAGUCUGGAGUGUCAGAGGAGCAGACUGGAGAGGAGGUAGUAACAGGUGCUGUGUGCCAUAGUGGAUUUGGAAGUGUGGAGGAAAGCUGAAGAUCAUGGGUAAAUCAAACAGCAAGCUCAAGCCAGAGGUGGUGGAGGAGUUGACAAGGAAAACCUACUUUACAGAGAAAGAGGUGCAGCAAUGGUACAAAGGCUUCAUUAAAGACUGUCCCAGUGGGCAGCUGGAUGCCGUGGGCUUUCAGAAGAUAUACAAGCAGUUCUUUCCUUUUGGAGAUCCCACAAAGUUUGCCUCUUUUGUCUUCAACGUAUUUGACGAAAAUAAGGAUGGACGCAUCGAAUUCUCUGAGUUCAUCCAGGCACUCUCUGUGACCUCGCGGGGGACUCUGGAUGAGAAGUUGAGAUGGGCUUUUAAACUAUACGACCUUGAUAAUGAUGGCUACAUCACCCGAGAUGAGAUGUUGAACAUCGUAGAUGCCAUUUAUCAGAUGGUGGGGAACACUGUGGAGUUGCCAGAAGAGGAAAACACACCAGAAAAGCGAGUGGAUCGCAUUUUUGCAAUGAUGGACAAGAAUGCAGACGGAAAGCUGACUCUGCAGGAGUUUCAGGAGGGUUCAAAGGCAGACCCCUCUAUUGUUCAGGCUUUAUCACUCUAUGAUGGACUCGUGUAGGAAUGAAAGAUGGAUCCAACUAAGCAUCCUGCUGCGCGUUAAACACUAAUCCAGCACCAUCACACCUGUAACAUGAGGAUCCACUUUUAACUACCCUUGAAGACUGCAAACUUCUGUCGCACGACCGUACAGCAUCUGUGUCAAGUAGCUGUUCGUCUACAUUUCCAGUAAGGAUUGUAAACAAGUAUAUCCUCUGAUGUGUACGCAGAGUUCAAACAUGUCAGCUAAAUCCUAUACGCCAUUUAUCUGUGCUUCUACAGCUAUGUAGCACUGCGUACAAAUUUGAGUAUUGUGGACUGUGCAAACAUUUCUACAAGAGAAGUGUUGUGAUUUCCCCAUGGAGAGUCCAAGGAAGUGAAUCCCCCCUUGUUCACAUGCUGGGAAGAGCUUCUCUGAUGAACUGUGUGCUGCAUCCUCACCAUAUGGAGAGACUCUGAACCUGGGAAAAUCUGGAAAAUGUGUUACGUGGUGAUAAUAUGAACACUAACUUAAAGUGAAAAAAAAGCAGUAUACUGUACAUAAUAUCAUGUAAAUAUAAUGGUAAUUUAUUUUCUGCUUUGCUGCAUUUAUGGGAAAUGUUCCCAUAAGUAUGGAAUGAAGUUUUAUUUUUUAUCAAAGGUGUUGAAAUGUAUUGCACUGUAUUUUUCAUUAUUAUUGUGGGAUUGUUUUAUUCUCACAUUCUGAAGUUUCCUUCUCCUGAGAGACUGGGUGUUUUUUAUUUGACAAAGAGCGUUGAAGGAGCGGGGAGUUUUCAAUGGAUUAUUUUACUAUGUUUCUAUUAUUGCUUCCUAUUGUGUUUUUACUUCCCCAUUAGCACGAUCACCCAGUCUUUAAAGUGUUGCACAGCCACAUCCUGAACUACAUGACCAAGCAACAGGGUGGAAUCACAAAGCUUACGUCUGAAUUGAGGCUCAUUUUGUCUUUUGAGAGCAUCGUACUCCGCCCUCAGCACACACAGAGCCCUGGUCACAAACAGACUUCAACUCUGCUUGUAAAAGCUUUGUGAGCACCUUUGUUGCAAUUUGUAUUUUUCCUUUGUGAGACCAGAGCAUGUGUUGAUGUUGCAUUUUUUCAUUCCUGGACUAUUUUACUUACAGCAUUAAGAUGUUUCGUCAGCUUCACUGAUUUUAUGCCUUAUGCAAAUGAUGAUUUAAUCAAUGAUAAAUGUCAUUUACCUGUUGAUUAACACUAGAAGAGCACAGAAUAAAAUGCAUUUAAGUGGC